Bombus impatiens (common eastern bumble bee) is the source of this 2371-nucleotide messenger RNA. Its product is annotated as odorant receptor 13a-like. Gene Ontology annotation, molecular function: odorant binding; olfactory receptor activity. Gene Ontology annotation, cellular component: plasma membrane. Gene Ontology annotation, biological process: sensory perception of smell; detection of chemical stimulus involved in sensory perception of smell. The transcript has 11 exons. The record is from RefSeq and is a predicted model, not a curated record. NCBI's taxonomy places the organism in Eukaryota, Metazoa, Arthropoda, Insecta, Hymenoptera, Apidae. The coding region runs from base 101 to 2173 and encodes 690 amino acids.
UAAAUCAAAGAAGCGCGUCACCUGUUAUUAUGAUGAUUCAUAUGUAUUGGGGCAUACGCGGUACGUGGCACGCGACAGCUUUAGACGCUGAUCAGUCAUCAUGCUAAUACAACGAGACUUGGACAUGUCAAUGGUCCUGUCGACGUUUUUCUUGAGGAAUAUCGGUAUAUGGGUAACCAACUAUCCCACGGAAGAACGUCGGAUGAAAAUAAUGAUCAUUUACACAAUAUGGAAUUCUAUAUUUGCCACGAUCAUUAUUAUCAGAGAUUUAUAUUUCACUGUGUUGUACAAAGGCGAUAUUCUUUACGUCACUACCAACAUAUUAACCGUGACAAUGGGUUUAGUCAAGAUAUGUAUCAUAAUGAAGCAUAAAAAGGAAUUUAUAAAACUGAUCGUGUACGUUCAACAACAUUUUUGGAAUGUUAAGUACGAUUUUCGCGAGAAAGAAAUUUUGGAUGAUUGCAAGAAAACUUGCACCUUCUUCGUCUGUUCUGUCACCAUAAUGGGUACAUUUGCUAUACUAGCUUAUCUAACAACACCGAUUAUCGGAAAUAUUGGGAAAAAUAAAUCCGAAAGAGCAUUUCCUUUCAACGUGUGGCUGAAUUUGCCAGUAUCUAUGUCGCCUUACUACGAAAUGAUAUUUACUCUACAGACGAUAAGUAUGUAUUACGUAUCGGUAAGCUAUUUUUGCUUCGAUAAUGUUUUCUGCAUCUUGGCCAUACACUUGUCUGGUCAGUUUCGCAUACUUCGAUACAGGUUUUCAAAACUGUGUGACAUGGAACGUCGGACGAAGGAAGAUGAUAUGGAGUCGGCGUUAACAAGGCAUGUGCAUGUGUUUUACGAGAAUUUGAAGGCAUGCAUUCGACACCAUCAGGCACUCAUCACUUUCUGCGACAGGCUUGAAAACGUGUACACGAUGUUGAUAUUUGGACAAGUGUUGGUAUUUAGUGUGUUAAUUUGCCUGUUUGCUUAUCAAGGAUUAUUGGCUGCUGCCCCUCUAGCGAGACGCUCGAUUUUCAUCUUUCUUUUAGUCGGCUCAAUGGCUCUACUGUUUAUGUUCACCUAUAGCUGUGACAGUGUGAUAGAACACAGUGAGAAAGUUGCUAUAGGAGCAUAUUCAGCGCUGUGGACGAUUAUGCCAAUGAACAAAUCUGGAAAGAUGCUUCGAAACGAUCUAAUAAUGGUGAUUGAGCGAUCAAGACGAGUUUGUUGUCUCACCGCGAACAAAUUUUUCCCUGUAUCAUUGGAAACUUAUACCACAAUUUUAUCUACCGCAGUGUCAUAUUUCACUUUGUUGAGAAAUCGUGUAGAAGACGAAACUUUAAAUUGGUGUAAACGUACCUGUACGGUUCUCGUUUGCGUCUUCACUUUCUUCGCUCAAGGAACAGUUAUCUCUUACGUGAUAGGACCAAUUCAAGCAAAUAUUGGAAGAAACGAAACAAAUCGAAUACUUCCGUUCAAUAUAUGGUUGAACGUACCAAUAUGCUACAUGACGCCAUACUUUGAGAUCGAGUUUAUCAUACAGGUUUUGUGCCUGUAUCACGUUGGCGUAUGCUAUCUUUGUUUCGAUAAUAUUUUAUGCAUUAUGAAUCUACAUACUGCUGGACAGUUUCGUAUCUUACAAUAUAGACUUGAAAAUAUGUGCGGUGAAAAUAACAACGAAAAAUUGUCGUACAGCAUAUGUAAAUAUAUGAAACUUAAAACUUACAUUCAACAACAUCAAAUGCUCAUUGAAUAUUGUAAGAAACUCGAGCAAGUGUUUAAUUUGAUUGUGCUUGGACAAGUAUCGCUCUUCAGCUUAUUAAUGUGCCUCGAUGGAUAUUUAGUACUUACGGAAGACGCUCCUCUUAUGAGACGCCUUAUUUUCCUAUUUCAUAUAACGGGUUGCAUGUGUCAACUGCUGAUGUUCACCUAUAGUUGCGAUUGUCUAAUACGAGACAGUACGAACGUAGCUAAUGCCGCCUACAAAAGCUUAUGGUCGUUUCUACCAAUGGACAAAUAUGGGAAAAUAUUACGGAGAGACUUGAUGUUAAUUAUCAUGAGAUCUAAUAUACCAUGUUGCUUGACCGCUAGUGGAUUCUUCAUCGUAUCAUUGGAAACGUAUACUGGAAUUCUAAGUUCCGCGGCAUCGUACUUCACGUUGUUGAGAAAUCAUGCAAGCGAUACGUCUUAAACGCAAGUACCAACAACAUUUUCGAAUAAAGAUCCAAGAAAUUUAAAUGUUUAAAAGCAUUUAGGUAUUUAUUUACUUGAUAUUACACAAAAAUAUCAGUUGCUUUGCCUAACCUUCAUUCGUAGGCUGUGUUUCCAGGAAAUGCAGUUACUCCGAUCAAUAUUCGGACACCCUUCGAAACAGAAUAACUUUUUUAAA